AUGCCAUCUGUUGCGGCUCUCGGUCUACGAGCCACAUUCCAGCAAUGGUACGCCGAUGAACAUCAGAUUACAUUCGAUUUCCCUCCUGAAUGGAUCCAAUCGACUUUCCUCAUGCUAUCCUUAUUCGCCGGUUUCUUAUCAGUCACAGCUGGCAUCACUUCUCAUAUAGUUGUGGGUAUAUCGAAAGUGAUUGUGUUACCGUAUAUCUUAUCGAUUGGAACAUUGGUAAUCGGCGGAGCUUUCAUCACAUCACAGUGGAAUGAAAAUCGUUCAGUUGAUGCGCCGUUGCCGUUCAGAAACGUUAUUGGAAAAGCUUUGACGGUGAUACGCUCGAAUCCGAUGGCAUUUGUGAUAAGUGUAACGUCAUGUUGUGCUGAGAUGGCAUCUCAAAUGUUUGUGUUCGUGUGGGCUCCGCUUUUCAUUCGUGCGGAACAUAGUAGCAUGAAAAGGUAA
Messenger RNA from Cooperia oncophora, 453 nucleotides. NCBI's taxonomy places the organism in Eukaryota, Metazoa, Nematoda, Chromadorea, Rhabditida, Trichostrongylidae. The record is from the annotation of a GenBank genome assembly.